CACGUCAGCCGGCCAUCGUGUCGUAGCUGUCAUAUAUUUUUUUUGAUUAGUUUGGAAGGCCUUAAAUUAGAUAAUUUAUAUUUAUUAACUAACAUGUCUACACGAACAAAUACCAUCGAGCGAAACGGCACAAAAGCAACCAUAUCUCCAUGGUCCAAAGCUUUAAUUGCAAAGUCCGAAUGGCCGGACAAGGAUGAAUUUCUGGACAUUAUUUAUUGGUCGAGACAAGUGCUGGGAAUCAUACUCGGUAUCGUUUGGGGCACAUUUUUCAUGAAAGGAUUCAUUGCGCUGGCACUAUUUGCAGCAAUCAAUUGUGGCUUGGUGUACGUCUAUUGCAUUAAUUUUCAACAAAUCGAUGAAGAGUCCUACGGUGGUGCCUGGGAACUGGUAAAAGAAGGUUUCAUGACAUCGUUUGCGGGAUUUUUAGUUACUUGGAUUAUCUUCUACACGGGAUUGCACUUUGACAGUCUUGAAGGAUAGAACGUUUGAGCAAAUUCCCACCGACAAUCCAUUAAUUGUAACGCAUUAGGUUAUUGUUGGCUAUUUCGAAGAGCGUCGCUUUGAAUGCCAAAAAUCGUUUUGAACGGAAAUUUGUCAGUGUUGUAAUUUUACGAUGAAUUGUUUAUUAAAUUUAUAUGGAUGUAGUCACA
Bradysia coprophila is the source of this 650-nucleotide messenger RNA. Its product is annotated as GEL complex subunit OPTI. Gene Ontology annotation, biological process: mitochondrial respirasome assembly. The record is from RefSeq and is a predicted model, not a curated record. Lineage: Eukaryota; Metazoa; Arthropoda; Insecta; Diptera; Sciaridae.